Messenger RNA from Lingula anatina, 2084 nucleotides. Its product is annotated as neuronal acetylcholine receptor subunit alpha-10-like. The record is from RefSeq and is a predicted model, not a curated record. Gene Ontology annotation, molecular function: transmembrane signaling receptor activity; acetylcholine-gated monoatomic cation-selective channel activity. Gene Ontology annotation, cellular component: postsynaptic membrane. Lineage: Eukaryota; Metazoa; Brachiopoda; Lingulata; Lingulida; Lingulidae. Gene Ontology annotation, biological process: monoatomic ion transmembrane transport.
GCUAGCGCGUUGUGCCUGGGAAAGUCCAUGGAAGCCCAGCUAUCAGAGGAUCUCCUGUCUAACUACAGCGCCACGGCCAGACCAGUGACGAACGCUUCACAUCCCGUCCUGCUGCGGGUUGGGUUUGCCUUGAACCAAAUCAUUGACCUGCUUUGGACAGAUGAGUUUCUCCAGUGGAACGCGAGCGAUUACCAGGGAUUAUCGGAAAUACGGAUUUCUACUGCCGAAAUAUGGAUGCCAGAUCUUACGCUUUACAACGACGUCCGCGAAGAGGAGCGAGGUCUGGACCAAUACAAAGUCACCGUGUAUCCAAAUGGCGCCGUCUACUGGUUAACGCCUAACAUUCUGAAAACCUAUUGUAAGCUGGACGUCACCUAUUUCCCCUACGACCAACAAGUUUGUCCUUUCAAGUUCGGUUCGUGGAGCUAUCACGGAUUCCAACUGGAUGUGACAAAUCGGUCCGCCUCCGGCGACACGUCAAGUUUCGUUGACAACGGUGAAUGGGAACUCGUGGACAUCCCAGUGCGACGCCAUGUUGUCAUGUACGGGUGCUGCCCAGAGCCAUACCCGGAUGUUACCUUCUACAUCGUUAUAAAGAGGCGGUCUCUGUAUUAUAUCUUCAACAUAGUGCUUCCCUGUGUGCUGAUUAGUUCUAUAGCUCUGGUUGUGUUUUACUUGCCCCCGGAGUCCGGCGAGAAGAUUGCCCUGGUGAUAACAGUUCUUCUCGCGCUCACGGUCUUCAUGCUGUUGAUAGCAGAGAUCAUGCCGCCCCAGUCAGAAGUGGUGCCGUUGAUAGGUCAGUACUUUAUUGGUGCCAUUGUAUUGCUGUCUUUAUCUACGGCCUUGACCGUGUACGUCAUGACCCUAUACCACAGUGGCAACCAUGCCAGACCAGUACCGGGAUGGCUGAGAAAGGUGGCCUUCCGCUGGCUGGCAACCAUAUUAUGCAUGAGAGCGACGGUGAAAAGAAAAGCACGGGUUCACCCGGCGAUAAGUGAGAAAAAGGAUCAGCCGCAGCACAACGACAAGGAGACAAGCGACACAAAGCAGACCUCUGUCUGGACCACUAGUAACAAUGCAAACGACCAUAGCCAGACGACGCCUUUUUCAAAUACACGGGAUGAAAAACUCACUGACGACAAUGUCACACAAACGAAAGGAGACGCCGAGGAAACAAACACGCUUCUGAGGAAAAUUUUACAUCAUUUCAGUGCCUUGGUGACCUCCAUGGCCGAUCAUAAAGCACACGAAAGCAUUGAGACGGAAUGGCAUAUUGUUGCAAAAAUUAUUGACAGGCUUUUAUUGGUACUAUUUUUCACCAUGACUGUGACGCUGAACCUGUUUUUCUUGUGUUUCCGUCCCAGUUACGAGUAUUCUGUAGACUGAGUGGAGAGUGCUAAACCAGCUAGCGUAUGUUUGAAGUUUUAUCGACUGAUUUAGUAAUGAAAAAUGCUUCUAGACGACAAGACAAGAAUUGUCAUACAAAAUAACCACAUUUAUCGUUAUUAGCUGCUCCAUGUUUCUAAAGCGCUAUGAGUUGUAAUGUAGCAAUCAAUAUUGAAAAGUUCGCAAUGUGUUUAAUCAAAACGAAACAUGCACGACGUAGAGCUCUGUAUCAAAAAAGAAAACAUGCUGAGUGGUUUUAACAACAGUCAGGAACGUGAGUACAUGAUUACCUUCAUCCUGGUAAGGUGGUUCCAGUCGUAAUCUAGCACUUCAAUCUCGCCCAGUGAUCCAUCAACUUAUUCAAAUAAUUUUUAAAGCGGUGGAGAAUAAAAGUCAGUCGAUUUUUUAAAUCAAAUGUGGGAGUUAGUUUUUCUUUAACGUUGAAAAUCCAUUUUUGGCAGACAGGCUAAUGAAAAUUGUCUGUUGGAUUGUUUUCAUAAGUAAUAUAUUUGUCUAGAUCACAAGGGAUUAUCGGAAAUACGGAUUUUUGUAUAUUAGUCUAGAUUUCUACACUAAAUUGUAUCGCUGUCUUAUAUUGUACUUUUCUGUAAUGUCUGACGUACAUGUAGAAUUAUGAAAUUCUUUUACUAAGGACUGAAAAUUUAAACUACCCAUUCCAUGCAGAUGUCUUAUAUAUG